Myotis daubentonii (Daubenton's bat) is the source of this 4232-nucleotide messenger RNA. Its product is annotated as leukocyte immunoglobulin-like receptor subfamily B member 3. Gene Ontology annotation, molecular function: inhibitory MHC class I receptor activity. Lineage: Eukaryota; Metazoa; Chordata; Mammalia; Chiroptera; Vespertilionidae. Gene Ontology annotation, cellular component: plasma membrane. The transcript is spliced from 13 exons. The coding region runs from base 266 to 3256 and encodes 996 amino acids. Gene Ontology annotation, biological process: cytokine-mediated signaling pathway; immune response-regulating signaling pathway. The record is from RefSeq and is a predicted model, not a curated record.
ACUCUGACAGGGAAGGACAUGCCCUGGGCCACCUCACUUGCAAGGGGCGUCUCAGGAGGCUCCGAGUCUAUUUUCUGCUUCACCAUGGAAAUGAGAGCCAGGCUGAUAGAGAGGCUGUGCCCUCGCCUGUGGGCUGCUGUUGUGACAACCCUGUGACAAGAAGGAGUGGCCUCCAAGUGACCACGACCUGUGCGGCUCUCUGUCCAUCCUGCUGGCGCCAGAGCCUCCUCCAUCUGCUCAGCUGAGGCCACAGGGAGAAGAGGCCAUGACCCCCACCCUCAGGGCCCUGCUCUGUCUCGGGCUGAGUGUGGGCCUCAGGACCCCAGUGCAGGCAGGGCCCCUCCCCAAGCCCACCCUCUGGGCUGAGCCAGGCCCUGUGAUCCCCUGGGGGAACCCCAUGACCAUCUGGUGUGAGGGAACCCCAGAGGCUGAGGAGUACCGUCUACAGAAAGAGGGAAUCACACAGCAGUGGGACACACAGGAGCCACUGGAGCCUGGGGACAAGGCCAAGUUCUCCAUCACACACAUGACAGAGCAUGAUGCAGGGAGAUAUCGCUGUUACUAUCACAGCUCUGCUGGCUGGUCAGAGCUCAGUGACCCGCUGGAGCUGGUGGUGACAAGAUCCUACAGCAAACCCAGCCUCUCAGCCCUGCCCAGCCCUGUCGUGACCUCAGGAGGGAACGUGACCCUCCAGUGUGGCUCAGGGCAGGGAUUUGACAGGUUCAUUCUGACUGAGGAAGGAGAUCACAGGCUCUCCUGGACCCUGGACUCACAGCCACAGCCCAGUGGGCAGGUCCAGGCCCUGUUCCCUGUGGGCCCCGUGACCCCCAUUCACAGGGGGACGUUCAGAUGCUAUGGCUGCUACAGGAACAGCCCCCAAGUGUGCUCACCACUUAGUGACCCCCUGGAGCUCAUGGUCUCAGGUGCCUCUGGGAAGCCCUCCCUCCUGAGCCAGCAGGGCCCCAUCGUGGCCUCUGGACAGAGCCUGACCCUCCAGUGUCGCUCUGAUGGCGGCUAUGACAGAUUCGCUCUGCACAAGGAGGGGGGACGGGGCCUCCCCCAGAGCCUUGUCCUGCAGCCCCAGGCUGGGCUCUCUCAGGCCCACUUCCCCCUGGACACUGUGAGCAGCUCCCACGGGGGCCGGUACAGAUGCUACGGUGGAUACAACCUCUCCUCUGAGUGGUCGGCCCCCAGUGACCCCCUGGACAUCCUGGUGGCAGGAUGGCUGCAAGACAGACCCUCCCUCUCAGUGAAGCCAGGCUCCAGGGUGGCCUCAGGAGAGAAUGUGACCCUGCUGUGUCAGUCACAGAUGUGGAGGGACACGUUUCUUCUGUCCAAGGAGGGGGCAGCCGAUCCCCCUCUGCGUCUGAGAUCAGAGCACCGAGCUGGGCAGUACCAGGCGGAGUUCUCCAUGAGUCCUGUGACCUCAGCCCACAGAGGCACCUACAGGUGCUACAGCUCACACAGCUCCUCCCCCUUCCUGCUGUCACUCCCCAGUGAGCCCCUGGAGCUCCUGGUCUCAGGAGACGUCCCCAAACCCUCCAUCUGGGCUGACCCAGGCCCCAUUGUCAGGAAGGGGAGCCCCGUGACCAUCUGGUGUCAGGGGUCUCUGCAGGCUAGUGCCUACGUUCUGUAUAAAGACAGAGGCUCUGAGCGUUGGGAAACCAGGAUCCCACAGGACUCCAGAAACAAGGCCAGUUUACGCAUUGGAGCCACAACUUCACUGCACGCUGGGCUGUACCAGUGUGCAUAUUACACCACUGAGAACAUAUUGUCACAGUGGAGUGACCCACUGCUCCUGGUGGUGAUAGGAGUGGGCAGUGCACCCUCCCUCUCAGCCCAGCCAAGCCCUGUGGUGGCCUCAGGAGGGAACGUGUCCCUCUCCUGUAGCUCAUGGUUCACAUGGGGCCCUUUCCACCUGCUGAAGGAGGGAGGGGCUGACCCGCCCCGACACAUGGAAGCAGAAUGGAGGAUCCAAGCUGGGAGGUGGCAGGCCAUCUUCCCUCUGGGCCCCGUGAGCCCCUCCCAUGGGGGGACCUACAGAUGCUAUGGUUCUCCCAGCUCCAACCCCAACGCGUGGUCACAGCCCAGUGCCCCUCUGCACAUCCAGGUCACAGGUGUGCACAGGGAGCCCGCCCUCUCAGCCCAGCCAGGCUCGCUGGUGCUGCCUGGACACAGCCUGACCCUCCAGUGCCACGCAGAGGCCGGCUUUGACACAUUCGCUCUGACCAAGGACGAGGGGCUCGCACCCCCUCAGCACCUCGAUGGGCAGCACAGCCCCCACUUCCCCCUGGGCCACGUGAACCGCACCCACGGGGGCCGGUACAGAUGCUACAGUGGACACAGCCUCUCCUCUGUGUGGUCGGCCCCCAGCGCCCCCCUGGACAUCCUGGUGGCAGGAAUGUACAGGAAACCCUCCCUCUCAGCCCAGCCGGGACCCUCAGUGCCCAGGGGAGCGACCGUGACCCUGCAGUGUGGGUCCGAGAUCUGGUUGGACACCUUCCACCUGCACAGGGAGGGGUCACUGGACCCUCCCCAGCACCUUCGUCUGCAGGACAUGUCUGUACCCUCUCAGGCCACCUUCACCCUCAGUCCUGUGACCUCAGGCCACCAGGGGACCUACAGGUGCUAUGGCUCAAACAGCUCCUCCCCCUACCUGCUGUCACACCCCAGCGACCCCCUGGAGGUGGUGGUCUCAGGUCUGGAAUGGAACCGGAAUAUCCUGAUCGGGGCCUCAGUGGGUCUCGUCCUGCUGCUCCCCCUCCUUCUCUUCCUCUUCCUCCGAUUCCGGCGUCAGAGCAAAGGCAGCACAUCAGAUGCUGCCGUGAAGGACCCGCAGCCUGGGAAGAGCGUGGAGCUGGACCCUCGGCAGAACAGGCAGGAUGAAGACCCCCAGGGAGUGACGUACGCCCAGGUGAAACACUCAAGACCAAGACCCCGGCAGGGAAUGGCCACCUCUCCUUCCUCCCUGUCGGAGGAAUUGCUGGACACAAAGGACAGACAAGCAGAAGAGGACAGAAAGAUGGACAGUCCGGUAAGUCCCAUUCUCUGCAGACCUCCAGGUUUCCCCAACCCCAACCAAGUGUCAUCCCUCUCUCUCCCCCUGCUCCAGGCUGCACCUGAUGCCCCCCAGGAUGUGACCUACGCCCAGCUGAACCUCUUGACCCUUAGACGGCAGACAAGUGCACCCCCAUCCUCCCCAUCAGAGGAGCCCCCAGAAGAGCCCAGCUUGUACGCUACUCUAGCCAUCCACUAGCCCCGGAGGACCCAGACCCCACGCUCCAGGGAGGGGGCCUGCAGGGACCCCAGAAGGCAUGAGUACUUCCCCCAUGGACUCUCAGCUAGUGACCCCAGCCAGCCUGGAGACCAGACCUGCUCCACUGGCAGCUCCUGGCACCCUCCGGGAGUCACCUGGUUCUGUAAGCAAUAUGCCUACAUUUUGGAUCAAAACAAGACUUCUCAAUAAUCAAUGUGUGAACUUAGAAGAAAACAGGAGUGAGAGAAUGCUUUAAGUGAAUGACAAUGUAAAUAUCAUACAUCAAACCUAUGAAGUGGGACAUAGGAUCAACCUAAGUGUCCUUGAACCGAUAAUUGGAUAAAGAUGUGGUUACUAUACAAAGAGAAUAUUUCUCAGCCAUAAAACAUGAAAUACUGCCAUUUGCCACAACAUGGAUGGAUCUGGAGAGCAUCAUGCUAAGUGAACAAAGUCAGAAAGAAAAGGACAAGAACCAUCUGAUUUCACUCAUGUGGGUGAAAUAUGAACCUGAAGUGUCAUAUAUGUUAAAUACAUUGAAUCUGUAAUUAAAACUUUCCUGCAGCCCUAGCCGGUUUGGCUCAGUGGAUACAGCAUUGGCCUGCUGACUCGGGUUCAAUUCUGGUUCAAGGGCCCGUACCUGGGUUGUGGGCAUGAUCUCCAGUGGGAAGCUUGCAGGAGGCAGCUGAUCAGUGAUUCUCUCUCAUCAUUGAUGUUUCUCUCUCUCUCUCCCUCUCCUUUCCUCUCUGAAAUCAAUAAAAAAUAUAUAUUUUUUAAAAAACUUUCCUGCGAAGUGACCUUAGAGUUCAGAAAGUUUCUCUGCUAAAUGCUUCUGAACACUUAUGCAUGUAUGAAAUACACACACAUAUACACAUGCACGUAUGAAAUCCACGCAUAUACACAUGGACAUACACAUGGGCACAUACAGACAUAUACGCAAACAUACACGGACAUAUAAAUUGGCACACAUGGACACACA